AAAAAAAAUGUUUGAAUUCAUUGAAUUAACAACAAAAUCAUUAUUAGAAUUGAAUUUAACUCAAGUUUUAAUUGGUAUAUUAACAAUUAUCAUAUCAAUCUUAAUUUUAAAAUUUUUAUUAUUCAAAGAUAAAAUUGUGAAAUUCGUCGUUGAAGCUCCUAUCGAGGCUAAACCUGGUUGGAACGAUGGUAAAAUUUUGGAGAAACCUUGCUUAAGGGAUGUUUCAAAUCCUGGUUAUAUCACGUGUUAUGAUCCAGCGACAGGACAAUUUUUAGCCACAAUUCCAGCUCACACUGAUGAUGAUGUUAAAGAAGCAUUAAAGAAAGCUCGAAAUGCACAACAGAAAUGGGUUAAAACAACAUUUGCUGAAAGAAAAAGGGUACUUAAUAGUCUAUUGAAUUUCAUUAUAAAUAAUCAAGAAGAGAUUUGUUGGGUUUCUAGUAGAGAUACAGGAAAAACGCUUGUUGAUGGAAAAUUUGGAGAAAUUUUAUCAACAUGUGAAAAAAUACGAUGGAUCAUAAAACGUGGAGAAAAAGCAUUAGCUACCGAAUAUCGAGAAGCUAGUCCAGUUAUGCCAUAUAAAUUGGCUAAAAUUGAAUAUCAUCCUCUUGGUGUUGUAGCAGCUUUAGUAUCUUGGAAUUAUCCAUUCCAUAAUACAUUUAUUCCUAUAAUAUCAUCAUUAUUUAUUGGAAAUGGAAUUUUGAUUAAAGCAUCAGAACAAGUAGCAUGGUCAAUGCAAUAUUAUAAUAAAAUCAUUAAAACUUGUUUAAUAGAAUGUGGACAUGAUCCUGAUAUUGUUCAGUUCUUGUGUGGAUUUCCUGAUUGUGGUGAAGCUAUUGUAAGAAGUGGAGUUGAUGGAAUAACUUUUAUCGGAUCAAGUUCAGUCGGUAAACAAGUAAUGAAAGCUGCAUCGGAUAAUUUAACACCUUGCAUUUUAGAAUUGGGCGGAAAAGAUUGUGCUAUUAUAAGACAUGAUGCAAAUUUGUCUCAUGCACUUCCAAUUAUUAUGCGUGGCACUUUCCAAAACGCUGGUCAAAAUUGUGUUGGGUUAGAACGUAUUCUAGUUCAUGAAUCAUUAUAUAAUGAAUUUGUAGAUAGGGUUACAGAUCAAAUUAAAAAAAUGAAAGUUGGAAGUGUUUUGAAUGAUGAUAUUGUUGUGGAUGUUGGUGCAAUGACUAUGAGUGGUCAGGGAGAACGCCUUCAAAAUUUAAUUCAAGCUUCCGUAUCAGAAGGAGCAAAACUAAUUUUAGGAGGACGCCCAUAUAUUCAUCCAAAAUAUCCAACAGCGCAAUAUUUUGAGCCUACUUUAUUAAUUGAUGUAACUCCACAAAUGACAAUUUUAAAACAAGAAUUAUUUGCACCUAUAAUGGUAGUGAUGAAAUUUUCAACGGAUGAAGAAGCAAUUGAAAUAUGUAAUAAAUCGCUUUAUGGAUUAGGUAAUUCUGUAUUUUCGGGAGAUCAAAGUAAAGGUGAUUGGAUGUCUAAAAGAUUAAGAUGUGGUAUGGUAAAUGUAAAUGAUUUUGGUGCUACUUAUCUCAAUAAUUUACCAUUUGGUGGAGUCGGAAUUUCUGGGUUUGGAAGAUUUGGAGGUAUAGAAGGACUCCGUUCAUUGUGUUUAAUGAAAUCUGUUACAACAGAUAGGAUUCCGUUCUUUAAAACAUCUAUACCACGUGUAUUAGAUUAUCCAAUGCAUUCUAAUGGGUCAUCAUUUGUCUCUAAUUUAGUAAUACUACUUUAUGAUAAUUCUUUAAUAGACAAAAUAAAAGCGAUUACGGGCUUAAUAAAAAAUUCUUCAAGUUAAUUAACAAUUUACAAAAUUUAUUUGAAAUUAAAAAAUUA
Messenger RNA from Rhizophagus irregularis DAOM 181602=DAOM 197198, 1839 nucleotides. RefSeq lists its product as uncharacterized. The record is from RefSeq and is a predicted model, not a curated record. Gene Ontology annotation, molecular function: oxidoreductase activity, acting on the aldehyde or oxo group of donors, NAD or NADP as acceptor. Lineage: Eukaryota; Fungi; Glomeromycota; Glomeromycetes; Glomerales; Glomeraceae.